Chrysoperla carnea is the source of this 1885-nucleotide messenger RNA. Its product is annotated as H/ACA ribonucleoprotein complex non-core subunit NAF1. Lineage: Eukaryota; Metazoa; Arthropoda; Insecta; Neuroptera; Chrysopidae. Gene Ontology annotation, biological process: pseudouridine synthesis; box H/ACA snoRNP assembly; ribosome biogenesis. The transcript is spliced from 4 exons. Gene Ontology annotation, molecular function: RNA binding. The coding region runs from base 1 to 1680 and encodes 559 amino acids. The record is from RefSeq and is a predicted model, not a curated record. Gene Ontology annotation, cellular component: sno(s)RNA-containing ribonucleoprotein complex.
AUGGAAAAUCAAACACAAAAUCAAAUAGUGUUAAAUAAAAAUACUGAAUCACCUUUAGAACAAAAUGAACAAACUGUAAUCGGCGACACAACACAAGUAACUGAUUUGCCUGAACAAUUUUCCGAUACAGUGACAGUCACAAAUGAGAAAAAUGUAAAAAAUACAAUUAUUCAAAAUAUAAAUGAAGAUGGUGAUAAAAAAAUUGAAAUAAUCAGUGAUGAAAUUGUAGCGGAAAAUUCAGAAUUAUAUGAAUCACUACAAAAUAAAUUUAAAACUUUUAAAACUGAUUUUAUGUCAAUGAUUGAUGCCUUACAAACCGAAGAUAAACAAAUUACCGAUAGUACUAUGGAUAAAACGAGUUUGAGUAUGUUAGCGGAUUACGGUACUAGUUCAACUGAUGAGAGUAGCACAGAUUCGGAUUCGGAUAGUGAUGCAACUGAUAGUUCAGAAAGUUCCACAGACGAUAGUUGUCCAGUGAUUUCUAAUACAAAUGAUAAUGGGAAUUUUCGAUCAGCUAUAUAUCCAGAUGAUUCAGAUUCAUCAUCAUCAUCAUCUAGUUCAUCCGAUGAUGAAGCGAGCUAUAAUUCUGAUUCUUCAGAUAAUGAAAGCAUCAAAAUUAUUAGUUCAAACGCGAAUGAAAAGAAGAAGUCACCAAUACAACGUAAAAAUAAAAAAACUGAAUUAGAUCUGAAUGAUUUACCACCGAUUGAAAAUUUACAAAUAUCUGUACCAGAAUCUGUUUGUGUUGAACUAGGAAGUGUUGUCAGUAUUGUUGAGGAACAGGUUGUAAUAGCAGCGUUACCAAAUAUGCCUCCAUUGGAUAUCGAUACGGUAUUAUUUUUAAAUAAAGGUGAAGAAACAUUGGGUUUGAUCUUUGAUGUAUUUGGUCCUGUGAAUAAUCCUAUGUAUACAGUACGAUUCAACAACAAAGAAGACAUUUUAAAUAAAAAUGUUAAAGUUGGUAUUCAAGUGUAUUGUGCUCCAACCACUGAACAUACUUCCUAUGUUCUAGUUUCAGAUUUAAUGAAGAUAAAAGGAAGCGAUGCAUCUUGGAAGGAGGAUCAAGAACCACCAGCAAAUUUGUUGGAAUACUCAGAUGAUGAAGAAGAGCGUCGAAUGCGUGCAAAAAGGAAAAAUAAACAAAAUAAUGAUGACGCUACCUCAAAUGAACCAUCGUCUACGAAGCAACUUAGUGAGUUUGAAAAACGUAAAAAUGAACGUAAUUUAUAUUUAAAUGAUCGCUUUAACAACAAAAAGAAAGCAUACAAUCAAAAUACUUCAGUGCGACCGAGAGGAUUUGAUUUCGCAUCAAAAUGGACAGACCACCGUAACCGUACAAAUACUGGUCCCCAAUAUCAUACACCACCACCAUCAUCGUCAGCAUUUCGACCACGACAUUGGUGGGGUGAUGGAUCUCCAGGUCCAUCUAGAUUUGUAAAUCCUGUAUGCCAACCGCAAAUGUAUCCAAUGCCAUAUCAUCCAUACUUUGGUAACAAUACACCUCCCUAUGGACCAGCCUCCAUUCCAUUCCCCUCAACAGCGUCAUCGAACAUAACGACACCUCGACCCGAUUUUAAUUUAUUUUGUGCUCCAUUCCAUUUUCCACAAAGUCAAAUAUUAGCACCGCCACCUCCUCCUCCCCCACCAAAACAAAAUAAUAAUACUACAUCAGAAACAUAAGAAUUUGUUAUUAUUUCAGAAAAUUAUAAUUUAUUUUUAUUAUUAUUGAAUAUAAGAAAUAGUUUUCAUUUUAUUUUUCGUAUAGAAUUUUCUUGUAAGGAUGUAAAAAUUUUUUGUUGUGUUUUAUGUCGAUUGUAUAAACAAGUGUUUAAUAUGUUACGUUUGAAGCCUUGAUAGUGAAUAAAUACUUUGAUUUUCUUACAAA